Molecule: messenger RNA, 723 nt
Organism: Symbiodinium sp. CCMP2456
Lineage: Eukaryota; Dinophyceae; Suessiales; Symbiodiniaceae
Source: the annotation of a GenBank genome assembly
AUGGACGACUUGAGAGAAAAGUGCCCCUGGGACCGCAAGCAAACCAUGGAAACCCUGCGCCCGCUUUCCAUUGAGGAAACCUAUGAGCUUGGCGAUGCCAUUCUGGAUAACGAUUUGCCCGAAGUAAGCAAAGAGCUGGGCGAUAUUCUCCUGCACAUGGUUUUUUACGCCAAAAUUGGCGAGGAAAAACAGGCCUUUGAUAUUGCCGAUGUGUUGCACGGCAUCUGCGAAAAGCUCAUUUCUCGACACCCGCAUAUUUACGGUGACGUGAAAGCCGAUGACGAAGAAACGGUUAAGGCCAAUUGGGAAAAGCUAAAGCUUAAAGAAGGCAAAAAAUCGGUACUGGAAGGCGUGCCCAAAUCGUUGCCGGCCAUGGUAAAGGCCACCCGCAUUCAGGAAAAAGCCCGUGGCGCUGGUUUUGAUUGGGACGAAGCCGAACAGGUAUGGGAGAAAGUAGAGGAGGAGCUAGACGAGCUUAAAGCGGAAAUAGCCAAAAACGAUGCCCAGAAAACCGAGGAAGAGUUUGGCGACCUGCUGUUUUCGGUAAUUAAUCUUGCCCGUUUCGUAAAAGUUGAUCCCGAAUCCGCCCUGGAGCGUACCAACAAGAAAUUUAUUAGCCGUUUUCAGUACAUGGAAGAACAGGUGAAGGCUAAGGGUCAGGAUCUUACUGAUCUGAGCCUGAAGGAAAUGGAUAUAUACUGGGAGGAGGCUAAAGAAAAGUAA